AUGGACGAUAUGACGAAGUCUGUGAUGUUGACAGUUGUGUUUAUUGUAACACUGUUUGUACUGCCAUCUCAGGCGAGGAUUUUCCAUUUGGAUUUAAAGACAGAUGAGCGACGAGAAAUACCCCUCAGUACUUUUGGCUUUCUGAAGAAAGGCACCCUGGUCGUCAAUAUGACGCUAUUUGCUGUCACUAGUACGGACGAUUUUGAUUACAAAGAUGCAAUGUUUGGGUUUACACUAGACAAGAGUGGCAGUAAAGGAAUAUCAAGCUACAUGGAGGACAACCAGGGCAAGUGCAUUCUACAGUCACCAUCAGUAAAAGAGUUCACCAACAACUCUGUCUCUAUAGUGUUCUUCAAAAUGAAUUUCAAGACACUUGAGAUGACAUUGAGCAGAAGAGGGAAAGGCAUUAAGAAAUUACUGAUUACAGAUGAUGAGGAUGUCAUCAACAGUCGUCUUAACCGCCCUGUCAUAUCCAAGCCAAAGGUCCUACUUGGCGACCAACAUUUGGUUGGUGGUAAAAAAACCAAACGGGAUGUCAGCAGCUUACCACAGCUCUCCACAACAACUUUUGCCAGUUCUCAUGUUCAAGAACCUACAGCUAAGCCAGUGAAACCUCAUGAUACUUCAGUAGACAAACCACAGGAUGUUGAACCUGCUUCAGCAGACAAGACAAAAGAUGUGAAACCUGCUUCAGCAGACAAGACAGAGGAUGUCACACCUGCUCCAACAGAUAAACCAGUGGAUGUCAAACCUGCUCCAACAGAUAAACCAGAGGAUGUCAAACCUGCUUCAGCAGACAAGACGCAGGAUGUCAAACCUGCUUCAACAGACAAGACAGGAAAUGUCAAACCUGCUUCAGCAGACAAAACAGGACAUAAGUCAUCUCAGACUAAGGAUGUUGCAGUGCAGAAGAAAAUUAGGAUGCACCAGACAGAAGAUGGGGGUUUCUCUGCCUUUUUUGGUGUGGCCAUCAAUACAGAUGAAGAAGAAGGUUUGUACAACCUGUACUUCCAUAACUGCUACAACUAUCCUAAGGAGCUGAUAGAAGUACACCUAAUGUUAGGAAUCACUGAAGCUAACGAUAACAACUACCUGUCUGCUGGGGAGAUGCCCAUACCGAAGCUUUUCUUCUGUCUCUUUGUGUUGUACGUCCUGACUGCCAUCGUCUGGUCAACCAUCCUCAAGAGGGGCAGUGAGGACGUGUACAAAAUCCACUACCUUAUGCUGUCUGUCAUCAUGGUGAAGAGUCUCUCUUGUCUAUUUCGUUCUAUCAACAGCCAUUUCAUUUCUGUGGAAGGUUUUCACCGGGAAGCAUGGGCAGUCUUAUACUACAUCGUAUAUCUGACUAAGGGCGCACUGCUGUUCUCCACCAUUCUACUCAUUGGUGCUGGCUGGGCCUUUGUCAAACACAUCCUUUCUGUUAAAGAGAAGAAACUGUUCCUUAUCAUUCUGCCACUUCAGGUUUUGGACAAUGUGGCUUUCAUUAUAGUAGAGGAAAGUCAAGAGGGCCAGUCAGAGUACACCAUGUGGAAGGAAGUGUUCAUCAUCAUUGACCUGCUGUGUUGUGGGGCUAUCCUCUUCCCUGUUGUGUGGUCUAUACGUCACCUGCAGCAAAGUGCUAGAACAGAUGGCAAGGCUGCUAUCAGUCUUCAAAAGCUCAAAUUAUUUAGGCAGUUUUAUAUCAUGGUGGUGUGUUACAUCUACUUCACACGGAUAAUAGCAUAUCUUAUAAAGAUUACAGUACCAUUCCAAUAUGAAUGGGUAUAUGACCUGUUCCGAGAGACAACUUCCUUCCUGUUUUUCCUAGUGACAGGUUGGAAGUUCCGUCCUGCAUCCAACAACCCUUAUCUACAGGUGCCUCAGGACAGUGAUGAUGAAUUGGAGAUGGAUGAAGUAGUGACUGAAUCAGCUGCUCUUGACAAUGUGAAGCGUGUGAAUCAAAAAGAUGAGUCAAGUACCAAGCCAAAACAGCGUGAGAGCAGUCAUGAGUAUGAUUAGAACCAAGCUGAAAACAUCACAAGAGCAGUCACGUGAUUAGAACCAAGUUUAGACUUGGAGAGAGCAAAUCUAUUAUCUUUUGCACUCAUCACAUUGUGACAUUUUUCAUAUGUAACCAGGGAUAGGUUUCGGGAUUGUCCCCAUAAAUGAACUGGUCGCAUAUCACAGCUGGUUUCGUGAUGAAAGCACCUCUUGAAAAACAAUACUCAUAGCAGUAUGGGGCCUGACUAUAUUCAAAAUCUGUUCUGUCUCAGGUAGGUCUGCUUAAAGAGAACAGAAACAAAUAAACAAAGAAACAUUAUUUAAAUACAUGAUAAUAUGAAUGUCCUGUGUACAAAGUAAAAUUUUUUUUCGUAAAUGUGCAUCAAAUUAGUCUAAAAGUGGUUUAUCUGGGAGUAAUCUUCUUAGGCAGUUUGGAUCCUGAAGACUUUGACUUUUCAUCCUGUGCAUAUAUAUAUAUAUAGUGACCAGUAACCUGGUUAAGGUGCUAGUUCUGCCAACAUGAGAAUAUUUCUAGUCAAGGAUACUUAAGAAAACCAACAGAGGUAUUCUAUUUCUAAAUGAAAAAUAUUCAGUUAAGAAUUUUGUACGAGAUUGAUAAGGCAUGUGAUUGUUGUGCCAUGACAUUUACAGUCAGAAUCAAUGCAGAGCUUUGCAGACGAACAUCAAAUUAUAUACUAGUGCAAUCAAAAUAUAGGAUCUCUGCCUGCAAAACAUCUGUAAUUCCUACUAUCGUAAAUUCCAGUAGAAGAUAAUUCUGUUCCUAUAUCUAUAUUCUAUACAAAACUGCAAUCCUUCAAACGGAAAGAUCUUUUUGAUGGUACUUUCCCUGUCUCUAUGACAACAUUAACGAUGCCAUAAUGAUUACCAUAAUCAAUGUCAUUUACAGUGUUUAACUUACACUUUUUAUUCAUUUGUUAAUGUAAAUAUAUUGAGGUGAAAUUUGGGGUAUCAACUGAGGUUUUCACAAAGAAUACUGAUGUGCUUACAGAAGUGUAGGUUAAUCAGCAUAUAACCAGUUUCAAGUAACUGGUUUGGAUCCGAGAAAACAGUUCACAGAUCAAGGGAGUUGCAGCUUUAGAUGGCUUGAAGAGGAUGACUCUCAUGAUAAAGUGUUUCAUGUUACUGAUGAAAUGAUCUUUAAUGGUAUAAAACAGGGUCAUCCUUCACUGGGAUUUGUAAACUGUUUGUUGGGAGAAGGAAUAAUUUAUUUGUAGUCUCUGUGUACAAUAAUUUGUCAUUGCCAACUGUCAAACGUUUGUGUCUGUAAAGUAUGAAUGUGUUAAUUCUUAAUCAGGAAUGAAGAUUAAUCAGCAGAAAUGUGUCUUUAUAAUGUUUUUUAGUUCACUUUUCAAUUGAUAUUUAUAUUAUUAAAUUAUAAGUAUAAAUGAAAGCUGUUACCUGUGAUUUAUGUCAUUAUGGAGGAGUGAUGUGUUUAUUGAUAUUUGUAUGAAUUAAAGAUACUGAGUGAAUGAACAUGUAGUAAUUAACUCCACAUUCCAAGGGAGAUAAAGCACAAGCAGUGUUAUAGCUGUUUAUCAGUAGGGACUCUUAUGCUUCACAUUGAUAGAACAAUAGUGAUAUAUAUGUAUAUAUACAUAUAUAUAUUUAUAGGCAAUCAAUUGUUAAAUCCUAUUAUUACAUGAAACCAGUGACAGUAUUUGUAUUGUAUAUGGAGCACUUUCCAUCCUUCUUUUUAUGGUACUAUCUAUUAUCACAUUAUUGCUUUGUGUUGCGAAUGGUGAUAUGAUGUCUGAAGUGUCUGAUGGCACUAAUUGAACAGAUAACACUGUUGUAUGUGUGGUUAAGUUGUCUAAAGUGUCUGAUGGCACUAAUUGAACAGAUAACACUGUUGUAUGAGUGGUUAGAGUGUCAGAGGUGUCUGGUGGCACUAAUUGAACAGAUAACACUGUUGUAUGAGUGGUUAAGGUGUCUGAAGUGUCUGAUGGCACUAAUUGAACAGAUAACACAGUUGUAUGAGUGGUUAAAGUGUCAGAAGUGUCUGAUGGCACUAAUUUAACAGAUAGCACUGUUGUAUGAGUGGUUAGAGUGUCUGAUGGCACUACUUGAACAGAUAACACUGUUGUAAGAGCAGUUAAAGUGUCUGAAGUGUUUGAUGGCACUAAUUGAACAGAUAACACUUGUGUGAGUGGUUAAGUUGUCUGAGGUGUCUGAUGGCACUAAUUGAACAGUUAACAUUUGUAUGAGUGGUUAAGGUGUCUGAAGUGUCUGAUGACACUAAUUGUACAGAUAACACUGUUGUAUGAGUGGUUAAAGUGUCUGAAGUGUCUGAUGGCACUAAUUGAACAGAUAACACUGUUGUAUGAGUGGUUAAGUUGUCUGAAGUGUCUGAUGGCACUACUUGAACAGAUAACACUGCUGUAUGAGUGGUUAAAGUGUCUGAAGUGUCUGAUGGCACUAAUUGAACAGAUAACACUGUUGUAUGAGUGGUUAAAGUGUCUGAAGUGUCUGAUGGCACUAAUUGAACAGAUAACACUGUUGUAUGAGUGGUUAAAGUGUCUGAAGUGUCUGAUGGCACUAAUUGAACAGAUAACACUGUUGUAUGAGUGGUUAAGGUGUCUGAAGUGUCUGAUGGCACUAAUUGAACAGAUAACACUGCUGUAUGAGUGGUUAAAGUGUCUGAAGUGUCUGAUGGCACUAAUUUAACAGAUAACAAUGUUGUAUGAGUGGUUAAAGUGUCUGAUGGCACUAAUUGGACAGAUAACAAUGUUGUAUGAGUGGUUAAAGUGUCUGAAGUGUCUGAUGGCACUAAUUGAACAGAUAACACUGUUGUAUGAGUGGUUAAAGUGU
Molecule: messenger RNA, 4809 nt
Organism: Ylistrum balloti
Lineage: Eukaryota; Metazoa; Mollusca; Bivalvia; Pectinida; Pectinidae
Product: protein GPR107-like
Exons: 15
Coding region: 1-1998 (665 amino acids)
Biological process (GO): transport
Cellular component (GO): membrane; Golgi apparatus
Source: RefSeq, a predicted model, not a curated record